Molecule: messenger RNA, 4631 nt
Organism: Cuculus canorus (common cuckoo)
Lineage: Eukaryota; Metazoa; Chordata; Aves; Cuculiformes; Cuculidae
Gene: CRPPA
Product: CDP-L-ribitol pyrophosphorylase A
Exons: 10
Coding region: 164-1477 (437 amino acids)
Biological process (GO): protein O-linked glycosylation via mannose; isoprenoid biosynthetic process
Cellular component (GO): cytosol
Molecular function (GO): D-ribitol-5-phosphate cytidylyltransferase activity
Source: RefSeq, a predicted model, not a curated record
CCCCCGCGCGCCGGGCACUUCAAGGGCCCUUCUCGUGCCGCCGUAGAGGCGCCCCAUCCCGUCCCGCCCCGUCCGCGUGCCUGCCCGGGGUCUCGCGCAGCGCGGGGGGCUGGGGGGCGAGGAGCAGGGCCUGCUGGGGGCGGGCAGGCGCGCGCUGGAUUCUAUGGAUCGCGGACGUUGCGGGCAAAUAAACAAGGCGGGUGGGCGAUCGCAGAUGGAUCCCGGCAGCGGGAGCCGCCACGCCGGGCUCGCCGCGGUGCCGGUGGCCGCCGUGCUGCCGGCGGGCGGGAGUGGGGAGCGCCUGGGCGGUGCCACCCCCAAGCAGUUCUGCGCCCUGCAAGGGAGGCCGCUCGUCAGCUACGCGGUGCGGGCCAUGGAGAGGAUAAAUUGGAUAUCUGAUAUUAUUGUGGUGGUAUCUCCUGAAAAUAUUGAAACAAUGAAGUCUAUAGUUGAAAAAUAUGGCCACAAAAGAGUUACGAUAGUAAAAGGUGGAAUAACUCGUCACCGGUCAAUUUUCAAUGGACUGAAAGUAUUUGCAGAGAAUGAAUUUUCCAACCAGCUGCUCCAGAAACCAGAAGUAGUGAUUAUCCAUGAUGCUGUGAGGCCAUUUGUUGAAGAAGACAUUCUUUCAAAAGUGGUUAUGGCUGCUAAAGAACAUGGGGCAGCAGGAGCAAUUCGUCCUCUGGUUUCUACUGUUAUUGCCUCUGCUCCAGAUGGCUUUUUAGACCACUCAUUGGAACGUGCCAGGUACAGAGCAAGUGAAAUGCCUCAGGCUUUCUUAUUUGAUGUAAUCUAUCAAGCAUACCAACAGUGUACAGACUACGACCUAGAUUAUGGAACUGAAUGUUUACAUCUGGCUCUGAAAUACUGUAAAACAAAUGCCAAACUUGUUGAAGGAACAGCUGACCUCUGGAAGGUGACCUACAAAUGGGAUCUGUAUGCAGCUGAGUCGAUUAUUAAGGACAGCCUAUCACAACAAGUUUGUGUUAUUACUGAUGUGAAGGAACCUGUUGCAAAAGUAGGUUUUCUCAUUCAUGAAUCUCUGAGAAGCCAAACAGAAGUUCAAGCUAUAUCAAUGUCUCUAAGCAAAAAUGAUAGCCACCUACAAAACAACUUUUCAGGAGAGUGCUACAGUUUUGUUUGCAUAAAUGAUAAAAAGUAUGACAUUGGAGAAACCCGGCAACUAGUGGAUAUGUUGGAAAAAUCAAACAUUCCUCUCUUAUGUCCAGUUGUCGUUAUUUCGGUGCACUUGGAUAUUUCAGAAAAUGUUUCAUUCAGCAUUGGGAUGGAAGAACUAAGUAAGAUCAAGAAAUUUGCGAGGGACGUGAAAAAGAAAAAUAUUCUGGUUUAUGGUCUCCUUAUCCAAGACAGGGACCAUUUACUGCUUCAGGAGACAGUAAAUUCUGCUGUUGCUCUUAUCAUGGCAUUAAUAAAGGACAGAAACCCGGAGAUGAUCGGCCAGCUGUUGGUGGCAUAAGAGUAUAAAUGUUGUGUAGCUUUUGGAAAUGUUUCAUUUUCAUCAUACAUUCACAAAGGGUCUUGAGUAAUUUUACCCUUUGGUGAAAACUCUGGAUUUAUGAUAUUUACUAUUAAGAUCUUUUUAACAACAUAUUUUUUAUACUUAAAAAAUGCAAGUGUGAUAUUAUAUAUAAGGUAUAAAAUGAAAUACAAAUUGUUCUGAGAUACACUGGGUACAUACUGUGAGGAAUGAUACGGAAAUGUAAUUUUGUGAGGCAGUGAUUGUUCAAAAAGGUACCUAGAGCACACCAAAGCAUUCAUGCAGAAUUAUCUUUAACACAUGUACGCAUGUUGUACUCUGGGAUCGCAUGAAUUAAAUUUUAUUUAAGAUAAAAUAAUCCUAAAGCACAGCUCAUCUUCUUGAUAUGAAAUUAUUUAAAAGUUGCUGCUGUACCUAUUAGUGAAUGUAGAGUUUAUUAGACAGUGUAGCCUUUCUGACAUCAACAGAAAUCCAUGUUGCAAGAAGUGUUUGACGGGUCAGGUCCCUGUCCUCCAUGGAAUGAAAGGAACCUUGAAUCAAAGGUAAGGUGUGCGUAGGGACAAGUUGCUAAACCCCAGUUUUCCACUAGUGCACUCCAUAGUGCUACGCUUCUUCCAGUACCUAUGUGCCAUUAUUCUGAAUCAGCUCCAGUAGCUCCGCUGAAUACUUGUAUUACACAUACUCUUUGUGUUUGCGUGUGUGUGUACAUAUAUGCAUGGAUGUGUGUAUGCAUGCUGAAAGGAAGGGAAAAGGAUUGACAUGGAAAAAAAUAUUUUGCAACCCAAUGUGUAGGUAAUGGAGAAAUAGGAAGAUUCUCUUAGCUCAUUUACAAGAAUACAUUUUUCAUUUCUUGCUGGUUAGCAUAUGUAUGCAUUAAAUAGUAGUGAAAAGAAAUAAAUGUUAUGAGUUCAACUAUGUGCUACAUUGAUAUUCAAGUGUGGAAGGUUGGGACAGGAAGGUGAAGUGGUGAAUGGUUAUUAUGUGGAGUGACUCCAGAUAUCUGAAACACUAAAAGCAAUACAAGAAGAGGACAGUCCUUGAAAACACCUGUCCCUCCCCUACACAGCAGACUCAGGAAUUCCAGCUUUCCUGCAACUUCUAAAGGGGCUACAUAAUGUCUUAUGUACUUGUUAUGACUGGAACAGGGUCUUAGGGAAACAGCCCCACCGAAGUGUCCGAUGAGCUCACCAUUCAGUCUGACCUAAUCAAGAGCGCUGUCGGCUCAGCAAGUUUCUCUCUGAAAGUUUUCUCCCUCAUUCCCCUCCUUACUCCCACCACGUUCCACUCUCUCUGUUGCUCAGACAAAACUUAGGAUAGCAUGAUCCAGGCUUGGUCCCCUUCACCUUCCUCUUCCCCUGUACCUGACUAUCUAUAUCCCUGUUUUAAAUCCUUUUAGAAGCUGAUGUUGAUCCCAAGCUUCCUUCAUCGCAUGAUAAAAUGAAGAGUUGUCAGCUGACUGUUCUGUAUCCAAAGCAUGCAUUUUUUCCACACAGAAGUCAUCCUAAGGCAACUAACAAAGUUUUCCCACAUUAUUUGAUUUCUUCUUCCCAUCUUUCUCCUCUCUACUUAGAUUAAUAAUUUGUCCUUUUCUGACAUUGUACAACAUAAGAAUUCAUAUUAGUGCUGUGUGUGGUUAUACAAUAGGCAUAUUUUAUUCAUACACAUAUAUUCAUGUCUGUUCAUUUGCAAAGUAUGCAAAUAAAUGACAAACUAAAGAAUUUAUUAUUGGUAUUCAUAAUUUAACAGGUCAUUUUUCACAAGUUUUCUGAAUUCACUUUUACAUUAAUGAAUUUGAUGAAGGAAUUAAUCUCGCAGACUUGUAAAAGACGUGAUGAAAGAUGUCUGUUUGACUAUGUUUUGUGAUUCUUCUUCACUUGAAGACUGAAAUACAAUCUGUACAUACAACGCGCCUAAUAAUAAGCAAGUGAAGGCAGAAAAUCCUUUAUGUUUUCAAUCCGCUGUAAUUUACACAUUGUGCUACUGCCUUAGCAUUAGAUUGUGCAUAACUUAUCAUUUGUGUUAACAGAACCUUUUACUGUGUAGGGUUGUUUUACUUACCUCAUUCUCUUAAAAGAAUUUCAAUCCAAUUAAAAAUGCUACUGGAAUGAACAGCUGUAAUGAAAAAUUAUUUUAUGGUUGUUUAUGGACUUAUUUUGAAAAGAGGGCAGACAACACACACCAAAAAGUAAGUUUCAAGUCAUCAAACAUACUUAGUACUAAUCUUAAAUCAUAGAAGCAUAGAGUCAUUAAUGUUGGAAAAGACCUCUUAAGACCAUAAAAUCCAACUGUCAGCCCAACACCACCAUGCCUACUAGACCAUGUCCUGAAGCGCCAUGUCGACAUGUUUUUUGAACACCUCCAGGGAUGGUGACUCCACCACUUCCCUGAGCAGUCUGUUCUAAUGCUUCACCACUCAUUCAGUAAAGAAAUCUUUCCUAAUAUCCAACCUAAACCUCGCCUGGUACAUGAGUCUAUUUCCUCUUGUCUUAUCACUAGUCACUUGGGACAGGAGACCAGCACCCUCCUCGCUACAACCUCCUUUCAGGUAGUUGUAGAGAGCUUUAAGGUCUCCUCCAGACUAAUAAGCCCCAGUUUCCUCAGCUAGUCCUCUUAAGACUUUUGUUCCAUACCCAUCACCAGCUUUGUUGCCCUUCUCUGGACACGCCUCAGCACCUCACUGUCCUUCUAUUAGUGAGAGGCUCAAAACUGAAACAGUAUUUGAGGUGUGGCCUCACCAGCACCAAGUACAGGUGGACGAUCACUUCCCUAGUCCUGCUGGCCACACCAUUUCUGAUAGAAUCAGGAUGCUGUUGGCUACCUUGGCCUCCUGUGCAUGCUCUGGCUUAUGUUCGGAUGACUGUUGACCAGCAGCAAUUCUUGAUCGUUUAAUUCAGGUCUUCUUCUGCUGAAAGAUAAUAAGCUUUAUUAACGUGCUGUUAGUCAUGGCAUUAUGGAUUGUUUUAUCUUUAACAAUAUUUUUAAAUAAACUAAAACCACUGAAAAAUCUAAUUUGUUGUGAGCAAUUAUACCACCAACAGAAUUACUAAAACAGAUCGUGAAAUAUUAGAAAUGCAGUUAAAAAAAAAAAAACAACUGGACUGUGAUUAAUGCUAUUGUGUAUCCAAACCAAAUU